Molecule: messenger RNA, 5864 nt
Organism: Portunus trituberculatus (swimming crab)
Lineage: Eukaryota; Metazoa; Arthropoda; Malacostraca; Decapoda; Portunidae
Exons: 7
Coding region: 277-1911 (544 amino acids)
Source: RefSeq, a predicted model, not a curated record
CCAGCAGUACUAUCAAGAUUAAGAUCAUCAACAACAUAAUCCUAGUCUUCUCCUCCCUUCAGAUAUAUUAGUCAAAAUUGUGCCGUGGAGUUAAUCUUUCUGUCCGUUUUAUACCUCUCAUCAGUAGACACAUCGCAAUGCCUUAUUCAGUGUGGUGGCUGCCUCUUCAGAAUGGAAUGGGAGUGAACAGUAUUAGUGUGUGAACGUGAACACUGUACGCUGACUGACGGGAAAUUGAUCGACGCUCGCUCGCUGGACAGGAAUUAAUGGUGUGCAAUGGAGCAGGAGCAGACUUGGCCUCGGAGCAGACACAGCAGCUGGAGUAGUGAUGGCAGAGAUGGGGGGAGCCCUUCCCCUAGAAGGACGCCUCACACUGGUUCGCCUUCCCACAAAUUCAGAUCCACUAAACCUGUUUGGGAUGACACAGUUCAGGACCUGGCCUCAAUGCGGCUGACUCCGGCUGAAUUGGCACGCAAGCUUGCGUCAAGGCAGUCCACCAACAUGAUGUUGGCCAGAGCCCAGCUUCUGGAGAAGAGUCGGCGGUCAGGCUCCCAGGGACCCCUUUCCCUGCCUGCCAACUUGGCCACCAGGCUUCAAGCUGCCAGACAGCAGAGUGUGGAAUCCAUCCUUGCUCAGUCCAGCACCACACUGCUUGCCUCCCAGAAGGUGCGUCAGGCGGAGGCUGCUGCCGAACAAAGGGAAGAAGGACCAGAUCACAACAUUCAUUCUGGGAGCAUGAGAGAAGCUGUGCUGAAGGACAAGAAAGAAGAAGCACAUUCCAGCCCUCACCCUCAGGAGAGAGACCAGCCAACUGCAGGUGACAGUAGCAGUACCAGCACUGGCAAGGCUGGUGAUGAGGCAGGCAAGGGAAAGACAGUCAGCAGCCAAGUCUUGAAGGAAGUAUCUGACCAAACAGGAAAGGCAGCCAGUCAGUCUGGAUCACCAGGAAAGGCUGUUGAACUCCGACGCUCAGAGGUGAAGGCAGCCAAGGAUGCUCCAAGACAAAUAGACUUGAGUGAGAUAGCUGCCACACGGACCAGUCUUGACCACACAAUAAAUAUGGUGGUGAACACAUGCAGGGAACUGUGGCUCCAGCUGGAGGAGGAACGCUUGACGAGGGAGCAUCUUCAGCGCCAGCUGCAGCUGCAAGGCAAUGUCAUCACCACACUUACUGCUGAGCUGCUGCAGAUUCAGGACCAGCAAGAAGCCAUCCUACAGGAGGUGAGUGACGCCCGCGCCUCAGGUCUGUGGGGGACGGGGGAGCUGGAACUUGGGGAAGAGGCAGCUGAGGAGUUUAUGUUGAGUGGUCACAUAACUCCAGGAAGAGUCCACAGCUCCAGGUCCAGCCACUACCAGCCCCAAGGUCGCCACCCCCAGAGGUCCAUAUUAAGGGCAACACGCACUAUACACACACCACACCAGCGUCAGCCUCCUCAGUCCAUGGGGAGGACUCACCAGGCAAACCAUGUCACCCUCCCCAUGCCCCAGCGAACACCCCACUCUCCACGCCCCCAUCAGCCUUCAUCACGUUCUCACACACACGCCCACGCCCACGCCCACACUCACCCCCACAACUUACAGAUGCACCGGCCAUCACCUCCCCCUGAAGCUCCUCUUUCUCCCAGGCCAGACUCUGCCUCCCUCAACAGCUACAAGGCUUCAGUAUCUCGCCAGAUCAGAGAUGCAUUAGUUAGUGAGCAGUCUGUGCCUGGUGCUAGGGAGAGAAAUUCUUCUGCUAUGCCUCAUGGCUAUUCUAACAUUACUCAGGAUGCUUUGCAGAAAGACAUGAGGGAGCAGGAUGAUCAUCAGGCUGCAGUAGUGCCUGCUAAUAAAGAGAGCCUUCAUCUGAUGAGUGGAGAUCUGGCCAUGGAUUCUACUCUGCCAGAGCAUCAAGAGAGGAUGAAGCAGUAAAAAAAGAGAUAUUUUGAUAUUAUUUUGUGUUGGGAGGAGCCGUCUCUCUCUCAUGUCCUUGCUGUGGUUGACAUAUUUGGAUCUUUUCAGCCAUAUCAUAAGACAUAUCAGAGCCGUGAGAGGCCAGCCUGUACUUACUGUACACUUUCUGGGACCAUUUUGUUAGACCUAAAUGAGACUCAUAAAUUUCUUACUAAUCAUAUUAUAAUCUAGUCAAUACUUGAAGGGUCAAGUAUCUUUGCCUUCACUGAAGUUGGCUGAAUGUGAAUACCUUUUUUUGUUCAGGCUAUGAGGCUUGCCAAGUCUCUGUCUAAAAUAUAUAUCCAAAUCCUUGAGGCUAAGGUCUUUAGGAAUGGUUAUGGAUGUGUGUGUGUGUGUGUGUGUGUGUGUGUGUGUGUGUGUGUGUGUGUGUGUGUGUGUGUGUGUGUGUGUGUGUGUGUGUGUGUGUGUGUGUGUAUCUGCCACUCCCCAUCUCCAGGGGUGCUGGCUGGGUAUGUAGUUACUUACAGAGACAAAAAGAUCACAUUUUCCUUCAUAAGAUUUGCUGUCUUAGAAAUGGAAUAGAGAAAUGUAGUUGCUUUUUGACAUUGGGAAAAAAAAUGCACUUGAGCCAAACUUGUGUCCCUCAUAUUACAUCAGACUUGCAGCUCUUGUAUUGGGAUUUUUAAGAUUGAUUUUAUUUUUCUUUCAAUCUAAUCUGGAACUUAAUUUAGUAUGUUUUGUAUCAGCUCUCUUAGGUCAUUCAUAAAAAAAACAUGCUUUAUGCUUUGCCUCAGAGCUUGCCCAUUGAGAAAAAAGCUAAACAUGAUGAAGGGCAGUUGAGGGCAGUCUGUGUGAUACAAUCUACCCCAAAAGUGACCAUCAAGUCGGUCUCAAGUACAUUUUUUUUUUAUCAGAGAAAAGAGUAAAUAAGGAGUAUAUACUCUUCAACAGAACUGUAUUGUUCUGACCUCGACUUUGCUUUACUUUUUGCCACUACAAUAGUAAUGAUGGUGCUAUCAUUAUUGUAGGCACUCACAUCAAUGGAUUGGCUUAGAGCACUAGCAUUACAAAAUGUUUAGGUCAUGGAUCUUGCUCAUCAAAAUGCUUCAUAUAGCCAAGAACACCACCAUUCUCUUAGCACACACUCACACUGCUUCUUAGAUUAAUGAACUGUGUGAUCUCUGGAUCUGGUACCAGUCCUCUUUUACUCUGUCUUGAGAAAACACAAGAAAAGUAAAAUUAUCUCUCCACUUCUGUAUUGCAGCAACACACUGCUUGUCUGUUCUCAACUCAUGACACCAAUAGUGCCAUCAGGUGACAAGGUGUGAUCCGUGGAACCAUAGAAAUUGCCUUUCAAGAUGCCAAUAGUAGUCAGUUGACUAUUACUUGUCAAUGCUUGAAAACCUUAAAGAGCAGAGUAACUGGAAAGCCAUUAUGUUUGUAGUCUGCAGAAUGAAUGGUGGCAGCUUAUUUAAGCUGCAUCAGACUUAUUGAAUAAGUCCAGUUUCUGUUCCAUAUUUUGCUGGAAAUGUAGUCACCACCAUUUUCUGCAACCAAUUCUCUCAACUUCACUUGAUGCCAUUGCACUAAAAAACUUAGAUUUGCCUGCUGAUGUCAAGGUCUAGUCACAACUCAAGCUUGUGCCUGUUAUGGAGUCAUUUGCUGAUUGUGAUUUUUGGGCAUUGAACACUGCACUUUGUGAAUAAUGAGCUUGUAUUGUGGAUGUUGAUGUAUUUUUUAAAAACAAUGAUCACAACUUGCCUUGAAAAUUUUACAGAUUCUUUUUCCUUUGAGGUUGUCAGUUCUUAGAGGCUCUGCCUGCACUGGUAGAUUUCAUCAACAGUCAAUGAUGAAAGGUUAGCUUUAAGCUGAAGAGAAUAUGACAACAGUCCAUAUCAUUCUAGUAUUGGAUAUUGUGUUUUGUUUCUGUAGGUUUGUUUAUGAAGUAAUUUAUCACAGUCAAAGAUUUUAUUCUGCAUUACACUGAAUCUUUAUGUUUUCACUGGAGUGUACUCAAAAUAUCAAGUUUAAGGCUUUAAAGUUUUCAUGUUGCUAUAUACACCAGAAUGCUGGUUGUGUUGACUUUUGGCUGCAUGAAUAUUAUGCUUGUGUGCAUGCAUACACAUGGUAUUAUGCAUCAUGGUGCUGUCAUGCCACUGUCCUGCCCUGUCACUGUACCAGUAGUGCAAAGUUUGAACCUGCAUUAUUUUUUGUGGAACCUUUUUUAACUUAAUAGCUCUGCACAGCUCUCCCCAACAGACAGAGAACAUCGAACAUGAUAACAUAACAAUAAUGAUAAUGAAGUAGCAAUAACUUUACAUGUAUGUAUUGCAUAUUUAUUAUAAGGGUUCUGAUUCAAAGCCUCAAAUGUGCCUCAUGAUUAAAUGCAUUAAGAGUAACCAGGAAGGGACAAUCAUCUCUCAUAAUACAUGUGUUCAAGUUAGAGUAAGCAGUAGCCUUGGUACAGUAUGGUGCCGGUGGUUUCUUGCCGCAGAGUUUUGUUACUAUUUCACAUGAAGUGGUGAGAGGCAGGGGAGGGAGGGUAACUGCUCAUACCAUGUGCAUGUUUGAAAAGUCCCAAACUGGCACCUACUCGUGUACGAUUGAAGCAUUGCCGUGAGAACUGAUUUUUGCUUGAUAUGAUGUUAUGCUGUAAAUGUGAUUUCCAGUGCAUUGAAAGGAUAUGUAUUGAGCAGAUCUUAAGGUACUCUAAGUGCAAUAUGUAUAUGUAUUAUAUUACAACCAUACAACAGUUUGAAUGUACAAGUACGAGUAUGCUUCAGUAUUGUACAUAUUGUAUUUUCAGUACCGUCUUCUUUCAUCUUGGCACACUGAAAUGCUUCUGGCUGUAACUUAACAUCUGACACCAAAAUGAUAAUUUCAACAACUGCAGACAUCAUAGAUACUUCAAUAACAAAUUACAAAUCACAACAAUGCACAUUGAUAUUUAUAUUGAUACAUGUUAUAUACUAUAGAAAAGCAUUAUCAGUAUUUAGAGUAUAUUAAUAUGAAGGCAUUAGGGAUCAGUGAAAAUUUUUGUUAUAUAGGUGUUGAAUAGUUUAAUGUAUGUACUGGUAAAUGAAAAACCUUCACUGCACAGACCAUACUGCCAGUUUCCACCAUUUGUUAUCAUUGCCUUUCACCAAUCCUGAAAAGAGUGAAAGUUGUGAUAAGUAACAAAUGUGUGUAAACAAUAUGAACAACAAGGCACAAUAGUAGUAGCUACGUACAGCACAAUACUUUAAGUGUUGGGACAGCAAAGAUUACUGUCAGCGAUGUGUGUCCCUUUUUAAUUUUGCAUUCACAGCUGCCAGUUUUUGCACAACUUUUACUCGUUUGAAAUGACAAGUGUUUUUGAAGUCAACUGAAUCUCAAACAGAAUAGUUUGGUGCCAAAGACAGUGUGAUGAAUAAUUGAUUUUGUAGAGACAAUGAAUGAUGUGGUAUUUCAGUCCAGUUUCUGUCCUUAAUUCAAAUGAACCAAGUAAGAUUACUUUUAUAUAUGUGAAGAAGAAAUAUGCAAAUGAUAUUGUGUGACGUCAUACAAUGAAGUUGGAACGUCCAGAGUGAAUAGCAGCCUUUGGACCGUUGACUGCUUGAGCUUUGUGAGACAGAACAGAAGCCACAAGCAAACACUGUGCAUUAUUCAUAUGAUAUAUGUAACUUAUUAUAACAUAUCUGUAAAUUUAAGACAAAUUUGGUGAUUAAAAUCUUUGUUGCAUAGCACUUCUGUACCAAGUACUAUGAAAUGCUUAUGAUUGUUUUCUAAAUUGAUUACAACAGGUAAACUUAAAGACACUCUACAUGAAGCAUAGAACAUCCUGUAGAAUUAUAUAAUACAUGUACCAGAGUACUCUAUUUAGAGUCAAUCCCUUGUUUGAGAAAUACGAAAAUGGAAACUUUUAACACUGCCAUUUCAUGAACUUGCAUUAUGUAUCUCACGACAACUUUCUUAUUUUGUCAAUCAAUUAU